Messenger RNA from Thyridium curvatum, 1014 nucleotides. RefSeq lists its product as uncharacterized. The record is from RefSeq and is a predicted model, not a curated record. NCBI's taxonomy places the organism in Eukaryota, Fungi, Ascomycota, Sordariomycetes, Thyridiales, Thyridiaceae. The coding region runs from base 1 to 1014 and encodes 337 amino acids. The transcript has 4 exons.
AUGGCGAACCUCGAGGUUGAAAAGGUCAUCAUCUGGCUCCUCAAACUUCAAGCCAAGACCACCAGCACCUCAACCUCACCCGAGUCCAAGGUCAAAGAGAUCUCAAGCCAAACCUUCCUUGCUCCGGAGCACUUUGCGCAGCUGAAGCAGCAGAUCGAUGACAGCAGCGAGCUGUUCAUGCUUUUCGGCAAGAUCAAUUAUCAUCACCUUCGAAGAAACUCCCCCAGUUUCAAAUUCUUCUCGUUCCGCCCCGUUGUAGCUGACAAUCAAAUGCGACAUAGCAGCCUCCAUGAGGCCACCACCAUCAAACUGGUCAUCCAGACCAUGAAGAAGCUCGAGCUCAUCAAGGAACGUGGUGGCCACGUUGGUGAUAUCGCAGGCGGCAUAGAGCCCAAUAUCCGGCCUACCGCUGAGCUUGAGAACUACUCUCGCUUUCCAGAUGCGACUUUUGCACACUCCUACGCGAAACACCCGGGUGCUGUCUUUGAGAUUUCGUGCAGUCAGGAGUGGAAGGCUGUCGAGAUAAUUGCCUGGAACCUGAUCCUCGGCUCGCGUGGCGACAUCGCCACCGUGCUUAAUAUCGACUACCCGGAGUUUAACAAGGGCAAUUUUGCCAAGGCCACCAUUUCCCUCUGGCAGGCCAAGUUUUCCAACUCGGGUCCUGAUGGUCGUGUCACCUUGGGCGUCUGCCCUAAAAUCUGCCAGGAGGAAUUCCGAUCUUCUGCCGGCGCCGUUAUCAACGGCGACAAGACCCUCACCCUCGGUCUCCACGACUUUGUGCCCCGGCACAUCCGUGACGGCGUCCCUAACGCCAUCAUAUCGUUCUCAUACACCGAGCUCGCCGAGAUUGCCGCCUCUGCAGCCGCAGCGCACGAGGGCAAGAACAUCGUUCCGGCGCCGGAGGAGGAUAUCGAAUUUGACACGACCGGAAUGCCGGGGUGGCUCACCCGGCUCGACCCCGAAGAGAUGGCUCGCCAGCGCCAGGAGAAGCUCGACGCCCAGGAUGAGGAUUAG